AUGAACCGAGUUCCCACCCGUGCAGGCCGUUUCCGUCUCGGGACCAAAGAAAUAUACCUACCGAACUUCACGCUCACCCUCCUUCGCACGCCCGAGCUCCCACCCACCACUGCCUCCUUCGAGGUGCCGCUUAACCUCAACAAGCUUGAUAUCCGGGACUACUUAUGGAACGUGUACGGGGUGCAGGUCCUGGGUGUGCGGAGCUAUAUCCAGCAGCAAAAGGUGCGGCAGGACAAGCCCGGAGCGCAGCGUGUCGCGCAGCGGAAGUGGUACCGGCCGCGCGCGAUCAAGCGCAUGCUGGUUGAGAUGGAGAAGCCGUUUGUGUGGCCAGCCGAGCCGGAAAAUUUUGACCCAUGGGAUAAGAAGACGUUCGAUGCCGCGAAGAAAGACCGCGAGCAGACUUCAGAGGUGUAUAACCCCGAAUACAGACUCAAGCCUGCGCGGGACCGGGAAAGUAUUGCGGAGCAGGCCAAAAGUUUGUUGAAGGGCGAGACUACCUGGCAGUCGGAUCCGUAUUCGACACGUGCACAGAGGAAUGAAUGGGUGGAUGAUGGGGAGCCGGUUGAGGUUGAUCAACAUGUCGAGGUGCCGAAAUUGGAAAAAGUAUGA
This is a messenger RNA of Drepanopeziza brunnea f. sp. 'multigermtubi' MB_m1, 609 nucleotides long. RefSeq names its product mitochondrial 54S ribosomal protein uL23m. Gene Ontology annotation, molecular function: structural constituent of ribosome. Lineage: Eukaryota; Fungi; Ascomycota; Leotiomycetes; Helotiales; Drepanopezizaceae. Gene Ontology annotation, biological process: mitochondrial translation. The record is from RefSeq and is a predicted model, not a curated record. Gene Ontology annotation, cellular component: mitochondrial large ribosomal subunit; ribosome.